Trichoderma gamsii is the source of this 1164-nucleotide messenger RNA. RefSeq lists its product as hypothetical. The transcript is spliced from 4 exons. NCBI's taxonomy places the organism in Eukaryota, Fungi, Ascomycota, Sordariomycetes, Hypocreales, Hypocreaceae. The coding region runs from base 1 to 1164 and encodes 387 amino acids. The record is from RefSeq and is a predicted model, not a curated record. Gene Ontology annotation, molecular function: FAD binding.
AUGGCUUUCAAAGUGAUCAUCAUUGGAGGCGGCCCCGUUGGGCUUUUCCUUGCAAAUGGGUUACAGGCGUCAAACAUUGAUUACUUGCUGUUUGAAAAGCGAUCUACUAUCCCCCCAACCACUGCCUUUGGUAUCUUUUUGUGGCCUCAAGUCACUAGGAUGAUGCAUCAAUUAGGUCUUCUCGAUAAACUGAGAGAAGUAUCUCAUCCCAUGACGGGCAUAAUUCACAGUGCUCCUUCUGGAGAGCAACUGAGUGCAGAUACAAUUUUUUCCAAGACUCACCAGAUUCAUGGAUACCCUGUUGUUGUUACAGAUCGUGGUAGUCUUGCCAAUACGCUUCUUAGCGGUCUUGAAGACCCCGAGAAUCAUAUCUUCACCAAGAAGCAGCUUAAUAACAUUAUUCCUCAAGAAGAUAAGGUAACUGUGGAGUUCACAGACGGCACCAGCUACGAUGGAUCUAUUGUCAUUGGCGCAGACGGAAUUUGGAGCACCGUCCGUGACCAGAUUCGCCAACAUGCACCUAAGGGCCUGUUUCCGAAAAAUCCAUAUGAAGCUUCAUAUAAAGGAAUUUUCGGAAGAGGGCCGUUGGUAGAAGGCAUAACAUCGGGGCAAGGCAUUGAAGUACACGGCGAUGGGUGGUUAAUCCAAGCGUUUCCAUCUCAAAAGGAAACUCACAUGUUCAUUUACAAACGCAUUCCGUCAACUACCACCAAAAUCCCCUUCUCGCCAGUCGUCACAGAUAGCGAUAUUGCAGAGUUUUAUGACGCUCAACUAACACCCGAGGUCUCUUUUAGAGAUAUCUGGGACAAGCGCUACGCCCAAGGCACUGCAAACUAUGAAGAAGGUGUUUGCAACCUCUGGCAUUAUAAUCGCAUCGCUUUGAUCUCCCCGAAGCAAGGCGUGGCCGCAAACGUUGGCAUGGAAGCUGCAGCAACUCUCACCAAUAAACUUGCAACCCUCCUGCAAAAUAACCCAGAUCCCAACACCAAAGACGUCAAUAAGGCGUUUAGCACAUAUCAAACUGUGGAUAGUAGCGGGCCGCUACUUGAAGCUAUGAGCACGAAUGCUGCUGCUCGCGUACCUGCUAUGGUAUCGAAGUCAUUCAAAUUUGAACACGUUCCUUUUGAGCAGCAGUAUGCAAAUGAGCUGCCGUGGGUAUAUUAG